AUGCGUUUCUUGAACACUUCUAUCGCUUGGCUUCUUGCCUUUUUGGCAAUGGUGACUGCUACGUCUACCGCGGAACCAUUUCGCAGUAUCAUGUAUCUUACGGGUCAACACGACGUUGUUCCGAUCAAGGAGAAAUUUCAAGAUGUUUCUCAUGUUGUUUUAGCAUUUAUGCGCUCCGAAUUCUUCAACGUUGAUAAAAAGCCCGAUGAUUACCCUAUGUUCACCUCGGUCUCAGAUGUCCGCGCCCGAGUCCCUCACCACGCCAAGGUCAUGAUAGCCAUUGGGGGAUGGGGAGACAAUCAAGGAUUUGAAGAAGCUGCAAAGACCGAAUCAUCGAGAAAGCGUUGGGCCCGGCAAGUUGCGGCUAUGGUGGCAACGACAGAGGCUGAUGGUAUCGACGUCGACUGGGAAUACCCAGGAGGAAACCGGGAUGAUUACAAGGAGAUUCCCAAUUCUGGACGUGAAUGGGAGAUCGAGGCCUUUGUCUCGCUUCUCCAAGAGUUACGUGCUGCUCUUGGCACCGAGAAGAUCCUCUCCACGGCAGUCCCGGGUAAGGAGGCCGAUUUGAUUGCAUUCACGACCGAAACCGUUCCUAGAAUCAUGAAGGAAGUCGACUUUCUGAACAUCAUGUCUUAUGAGAUGAUGAACCGCCGAGACAAUGUUACUGUCCACCAAAGCGGCAUUACCAAUUCUCGGGAAGCUGUUCAACGAUAUAUUGACCGCGGUGCUUCGCCCAGCCAUGUAAACCUCGGUCUCGGGUACUAUGUCAAGUGGUACAUGACCAAGAAGUGCGAUCCAGCGAAGCCUAUGGGCUGUCCCGUUCCAGUCCAUGAGGAUCCAGAGACCGGGGCCGACUUGGGCGGAACUGGUGGCUUCAGCUGGCACGAUGAUGUUCCUAUGGAUCUCGCUGCAUCAUUCAGUCGUGCGCAAGCUGAUGGCAAGUAUGAUGUCGAUGGAAGUCACUAUUACUGGGACGAGCAGGAGCUUCGAUGGUGGUCGUUCGACACGAAGAAGAGUAUCCAGAACAAGUUUGAACGAAUCGUGCCACAGCUGGAAUUGGGAGGUGUUUUUGCUUGGGGCAUUGGAGAAGAUGCGCCCGACUUUGAGCACUAUCUAGCGACAGCCGAGGAAGUUCGCAAGAUUCGGGAAGGUGACAGAGCCAAGGACGAGCUUCAAACGCCACAUCGACAGGUUACAGAGCAAUUAUUAUGGCACACUGAAUUAUCCAUGUAA
Messenger RNA from Fusarium coffeatum, 1233 nucleotides. RefSeq lists its product as uncharacterized. Gene Ontology annotation, cellular component: extracellular region. NCBI's taxonomy places the organism in Eukaryota, Fungi, Ascomycota, Sordariomycetes, Hypocreales, Nectriaceae. Gene Ontology annotation, molecular function: chitin binding; chitinase activity. Bases 1 to 1233 code for a protein of 410 amino acids. The transcript is spliced from 3 exons. Gene Ontology annotation, biological process: carbohydrate metabolic process; chitin catabolic process. The record is from RefSeq and is a predicted model, not a curated record.